AUGGCGCCGUCAAGUCCGCUACUCUCGCCGUCAGCCGCGGCGCUAUCGUUCCUGAACUCCCACUUUCAGCGGCUCGAAGAUCUCUCGCUCGCGCCGAAUCUCCUAGGCAAUCUCUCCUCGGAGAUUAACGACCUAUUUUCUCUCAAAGACGCGCUCUGUUCGUCUCUCGCCUCCUCGCUCCAACCCGCAGAUGACGACAACCGAACCAGAAGCUCCAGGCACGGCGAACCCGAGCCUGAUGCUCGUCCGGGAAUCGUUUCAUCCGUGGCUGCUCGCGCGCUCCAGUCCAUAGCAGCCACGUCAGAACGAAUAGAAGAAUGCCACGUGCGCGCCUCCGUGGCGGCCGCUGACGUGCAGCCGAUGGUGAAUCGGCUUGCCAGGCUGGCAGCUGAGGUGGCGAGAUGCGAGAGGGUUAGAGGAUACGUCGAGGUGGUGAUCGGUUUUGAGCGGCAAGUGGGAGAUGUGGAGGAGAAAGUGGGAAUGACAGUGGGACUAUGGAGGAAAGAAAUGGGCUCUGCUGCUUCCGCCUCUGCCUCUACCUCUGCCGCUGCUGCAGCCUCUUCUUCCGCCGCUACUAUUGCCAUUGCUGCUCCUGGCGCUGGUGCUGGUGGUGCUGGUGGUGCUGGUCCCGUUGUCACUGCUGCUGCUGCUGCUGCUGCUGCUGCUGCUGCUGCUUCCCCUGCUGCAAGUGCCGCCCCCGUCACUUCCAGGAAGCAACCGUUUUGGAACCCUAAGCUCCUUUCCUCCCUCCGCACGGCCUCGCACGCCGUCCUCACCGCAUCCAACCGCUCCGCGUCCACCUCGCGCCACCACCCGGCCUGGUCCCGCCUGCUGACAGCUGUCGAUCUGCGAUUGGACGCUGCGACUGCCGCCCUGCUAGGCCCUCUGAUGGAUUGCUACAGGGGUUGUCUCGCUGCUGCCAGCUGGCCCCCUCCCCUCAGGAAAGGAGGAGGAGGAGGAGGAGGAGGAGGAGGAGGAGGAGGAGGAGGAGGAGGAGGAGGAGGAGGAGGAGGAGGAGGAGGAGGAGGAGGAGGAAGAGGAGGAGGGGAAGAAGGAGCAGCAGCAGGUGCUCCCGCUAUUGCUGCAGGUUCGGCACUGGAUCGGCUUGCCGGACCUGGAGGUGAGCUUCGGGCUGAGUUCACGAGCCUGUUUUUGGCGCUAUGCUCCCUGCAGCACGCGCAGAAGGUGAGGCGAGAAGCAGAGCAGGUACGGAUUCGAAGCGAAAGCGAGGUAGCAUAUAUGGAGGAUGGAGAGGAGGAAGAGGAGCAGGAAGAGGAGGAGGAGGCAGACCUAGGGAAUAUCCGGAACCUUGAGAUUAUCCAAGUAGAGGAGCCAUUACUAUGGGGGAUGGAGGAGCUGGUUCAGCCAAUAGCGUCGCAGGCCCGGCCUCCUUUCGACCAAUGGGGAGCGAGCGGGCGGACGGAGUGGGCCUUUGCGCUGACCCUCCGUGUGGCGUUGACUGGCGUUGACUCGUUUGACCUGGCGCUACAGCCGCUGGUGGACGAGGAAGGGCUCACAGGGGUGAGUGUGCGGGAGGGCUGGGUUCGGGCUGUGGUCCGGAUGCUCCCGAUCCACUUCCUGCGCAGGUCCGUCGUGCCGAACCUGGCUGGGAAGCUUCUGGGAAACGCUGGAGUGGAUCCCACUGUGGGAGUCUUCGCGGAGCGACCUGAUUGGCUGCUGCUCUGGAUCAAAUUGGAGCACGCCAGCGCACGCAGGGGUGUGCUAGCUGUCAUGGGCAGGGACGCUUCCUGGAAGGUUCCUCGGGAUGGGGAGGAUGAGGCAAGCAUGGGGUUGCUGGAGUUGACUUCUACUGGCCUACUGCUGAAUGUGGUUGACCGUUCUGGAGCAACGGAAACGGCAGGAAAGGGAAUUGUUGAGUUCCGACCACCGCCCGUUGCCCUGCAGCUGAUUGAGAUUCUCCGGGCGGCUGUCUCCCGAUGCGGGCGGCUUUCCGGGACCACGGAGCAGAGGGCAGACGAGAUAGAAGCAGCAGGAGCCCUGGCGAGAGAUGGAGACCUGGAGGAUAUGGCUGGGUGUGCCAAUGCUGCGAGGUUUGUGGCUCAUGCCCUUGGGACGUGGCAGGAUGAAGGGUUCCUCCUCCACCGCCUCUCCGCCCUGCACUCCACGCUCGUCGCCAGGCUGGCGACAGCUGUCGCGCGCGGAUUAGUCUCCCGCAGUGCAGAGUAUCCCCGUGCCAUUGUGCGCGUCCAGGCCCCUCCUCUCUCCCUUCACUCCCCUCCCUCCCCUCCCACUCCCCCCUCUCCUCCCUCUCCUUCUGGCGAUGCACACACUCCCUCCCUCUCCUCUUCAUCCCUCGCCCUCUCCUCCUCUCUGGUUGAUGCGCUCACCUAUCUCCGCCUCCGAUUACUCUCCGCCCGCCACUCACUCGACGCGGCUCUCUUCUCCUCCUUCUGGCGCCACCUCGCUGCCUUCCUGGACCGGUACCUAGUGGAUAAGGUCGUGCUGGGACGAGAGGUGAGCGUAGGCAUGGGUGUGGGGGUGGGGGUGGGGGUGGGGGUGGGGGUGGGGGUGGGGGUGGGGGGUACAGAGGUGGCUGGAGGGGGAGGGGUUGGAGGAGGUGGAAGGGUGAGCGGAGGGCCAGGUGUUUUUUCAGAUGGGAUGGGGUCCCGGAGUAUGAAGAAUGUGAAGAAGAGUGCUGGUGGUGGGACAGGGCUUGUGUUGGGCAGCUUGAAGUUUUCGGAGCGGGCCGGACAGCAGUAUUCUUAUGACAUGCAGGUGGUGCUGUCUGUGUUUGAGAUCGCUACCCCCCGCCCGCUUAACUUCUUCAAAAAGACGAGAGACGCCGCCCGGCUGAUGGCCAUGACGGAUAGAGAUGCCAACGGGUUACUGUUCAUGCUGUCGCUGGUGAGUGGGUCUGGGGCGGCAUCGUCUUCAUCCUCGUUAUUAUCUUCUUCGUCAAAAGCACUGGCAUUGGCCAGUGCAGCUAUAGGGGCUGCUGGAGCAGCUGCUAUUGGUGCUGGUGGUAGGGAUACCGGUACUGGCAAGGAUUCAGGGGUUGAUAGCCCAGAAGCCAGAGUGCAGCAGCAGGAGCAGCAGCAGCAGGUGGAGGAGGAGGAGAGGCAACAGAGGGCGGCAGCGGCGUUGAGAAGGAGAGGGAUUUUGCAUUUACAGGCAGGGGAAGUGCAAGCUGUGCUAGAGAGACGUGCGCUGCCAAAAAGGUAG
Molecule: messenger RNA, 3183 nt
Organism: Closterium sp. NIES-65
Lineage: Eukaryota; Viridiplantae; Streptophyta; Zygnematophyceae; Desmidiales; Closteriaceae
Source: the annotation of a GenBank genome assembly